Molecule: messenger RNA, 1473 nt
Organism: Mugil cephalus (flathead mullet)
Lineage: Eukaryota; Metazoa; Chordata; Actinopteri; Mugiliformes; Mugilidae
Exons: 1
Coding region: 480-1235 (251 amino acids)
Source: RefSeq, a predicted model, not a curated record
CACACACCACCUGCAGUGGAAAAUGUUACCUGUUCGUGUGUGUGUGUGUGUGUGUGAAUCUGAUCGCAGACAGUGUAUAGUAGGCACCUUACACACAAAAGACUCUUAAAGACUGGCUUUGACAUUUCCACGGAUUCACAAGGGCAGAGAGAUUUUAGAUUAAUUAACAAAAUAGAAGAAAAAAAAUUGUGUCACUUGAAACGGUGUCAAAGGGAUGGUGGCGCCCUAAUUAAUGGUCAUUCUAGCCUCAGCUUUGAGUUACACAGGAGCUGCCUGUCAAACAGAUAACCCUGAUAGUGGAAUGUCACCCGCCUCAGUCUCAAGCGUGCAGGCGGCCGCUCGUGCUUGUGGAUUUAUCAACACAAGGACAUUUUGAACUGCAGGCAAGUUUGUUUGUUUUUUUUCUAAAAAAAAAAAAAAAAAGGGGAAUGCCUUUUUAGUUUCCCCUCAUACUGUUUUCUUGGGCAUCUUUCCGCAGAAUGGCCGCCUCAGGCAAAGGUGAGAAAGUGUCCAAAUUUGAGACAUUGAAACUCCUGGAGAAAUGCAGAAAGGAAAGAGAUGAUGCCAUGCACAGGGAAAGCGUCCUCCGAGAGAAACUCAGACAGUAUGAGUCACGGAUGCGUUCAACUGAGGCCCUGAAACAGAAACUGAAGUCCCUCACUGUUGACAACAAAGAGCUGAGGAGGCAAGUGAAGACUCUUCGCACUGAAAUUGGUCUUGAGUCCAACCCUCAGUUCAAUGGAAAGACCACCAAGGAUAUAAUCAAUGACUUGCAUGACAAGGAGCGGGAGUGCUGUUCCCUGGUGGAGAAGACCGGGAAGCUGAGCCUCACCAUUGAUGACUUGACAGCAGAAUUGGCAAAUGCGGUCACCUCUAAAACACUUUUGGAGGAUCAAGUGCUGUCACUGCAGCAAAAUCUGAAGGAUAUGACAAACAAUCAGCGGCGACUGCUGAAGCUGUGGGAGGACAAGAAGGCCCAGAGGGAGCAGCUCGCCCUCCCUGCAAUCACCCAGAGGCCUGGACAGAAGCCGUUCAGCCAUAAAACAGUUCAAACGGAGAUGUCCAUCAGUUCAUCUCAAAAGCUUCCAGUCAAUGCGUUUGAGACCAAGCCUUUUUCUCAGGACAACGACAAAAAGACUGUUUUGGAUAAACACAGUUUUCCAAACUUUGGAAAUGGCUAUCAUCAUGACAAGAAAGCGUUCAUGCAAGGGGAAACUAAAGGAAUUCAGAAUUGACGGGACCAACAGGCUGCGGGCCACAAAAACUCUGCACUGAGAAAGACCAUAUAGGAAAGCACAGCAAAAAAACUGUUGGACUAAUGUGUAAUAUAUCUGUAAAUAACAGACCAAAGAGUAAAAUGAGAUGCAACUUCAACGUUGUAAAGCUGAUUUAUGGCUCGUCUUUGUGCCUUGUGUAAUUUAAUCUGGUGAAGUUGUUGUCACAGCUAUAAUUCAAACGUAACCUAUAUUUUUA